Colossoma macropomum (tambaqui) is the source of this 4401-nucleotide messenger RNA. RefSeq names its product glutamate receptor, ionotropic, AMPA 2a (gene gria2a). Gene Ontology annotation, biological process: modulation of chemical synaptic transmission; monoatomic ion transport; synaptic transmission, glutamatergic. NCBI's taxonomy places the organism in Eukaryota, Metazoa, Chordata, Actinopteri, Characiformes, Serrasalmidae. Gene Ontology annotation, cellular component: plasma membrane; AMPA glutamate receptor complex; dendritic spine. The coding region runs from base 256 to 2886 and encodes 876 amino acids. The transcript is spliced from 16 exons. Gene Ontology annotation, molecular function: AMPA glutamate receptor activity; transmitter-gated monoatomic ion channel activity involved in regulation of postsynaptic membrane potential. The record is from RefSeq and is a predicted model, not a curated record.
GUGCGCGAGCAGCCCGCAUCACCGCGCGCCCUCUCUCCCCUCUUCGGCGCGAGCUAACCAACCGUCGCUGUCCUCGCGAGAGAGAAGGAGAGAAGGAGGGAGGAGAGAACAGCUUCAGCCGUCGUUUUCUUUACGUUUUGUUUUCUUCUUUCUUUGUUUUUCUUCUCGUUCUGUGCGCGUGCGAUGAGUGGAGGCGGCGAGGCACUCGCUGUUCUGUGAGCGGUCGGUCGGUCGGUGGAUGUGGAAAAACAGAAGAUGAUGAGUCUCUCCGGCUUCCUCCUGCCUGCUUUAUGGGGACUGGCGCUCGGCGGAUCACCCAGCGUCCAGAUCGGCGGCCUCUUCCCCCGGGGGGCGGACCAGGAGUACAGCGCCUUUCGGGUCGGGAUGGUUCAGUUCGGCACGGCCGAGUUCCGCCUCACGCCGCACAUCGACAACCUGGAGGUGGCCAACAGCUUCGCCAUCACCAACUGCUUCUGUUCCCAGUUCUCGAGGGGCGUGUAUGCCAUCUUUGGCUUCUACGAUAAGAAAUCUGUGAACACCAUCACGUCGUUCUGCGAGACGCUGCAUGUUUCCUUCAUCACGCCCAGUUUUCCUGCUGAUGGCCUCAACCAGUUUGUGCUGCAGAUGAGGCCAGAUAUCAAAGGCCCCCUCAUCAGCCUUGUGGAGUACUACAAGUGGGAGAAGUUUGCCUACCUGUACGACAGUGACAGAGGCUUAUCCACUCUGCAGGCCGUCUUGGACACAGCGGCUGAGAGGAAGUGGCAGGUGACAGCAAUAAACGUGGGCAACCUGAAGGAUGAGAGGAAAGACGAGGCCUAUCGUUCGCUCUUCCAGGAUCUGGAGAACAAGAAGGAGAGGAGAGUCAUCCUGGACUGCGAACAGGACAAAGUCAAAGACAUCAUGGAGCAGGUCAUCACAAUUGGUCGACAUGUGAAAGGGUAUCAUUACAUCAUCGCUAAUUUUGGCUUUUUGGAUGGAGACCUCUCAAAGAUCCAGUAUGGAGGAGCGAAUGUGUCUGGAUUUCAGAUUGUGGAUUUCGAUGACCCUCUUGUUUCUAAGUUUGACCAGCGAUGGGAAGCUCUGGAGGAGAAAGAGUACCCUGGGGCAGACAACAAGAUACGAUACACCUCGGCUCUGACGUAUGAUGCGGUUCAGGUGAUGACAGAAGCAUUCCGUUUCCUGCAUAAACAAAGAAUCGACAUCAGUCGGCGCGGCAACAAUGGCGACUGUUUGGCCAAUCCGGCUGUGCCUUGGGCUCAGGGAGUGGAGAUAGAACGCGCCCUGAAACAGGUGCGAGUGGAUGGACUGACAGGAAACAUUCAGUUUGAUCAGUACGGAAAGAGAGUGAAUUACUCAGUCAACAUCAUGGAGCUGAAAAACAGUGGCCCUGUGAAGAUUGGCUACUGGAAUGAGGUGGAUAAAAUGGUAGUCACCAAAUCAGACCUUUUCCCCAAUGACACCAUGGGUAUGGAGAACAAGACAGUUAUUGUGACAACCAUCUUGGAAGCACCUUACGUGAUGUUGAAGAAGAACUCUGAGUUAUUUACUGAUAACGAUCGUUAUGAGGGAUACUGCGUGGACUUGGCUGCUGAGAUUGCAAAGCAUUGUGGGUUUAAGUACCAGCUGAAGAUUGUUGGAGAUGGGAAGUAUGGUGCAAGAGACGCUGAGACCAAGAUUUGGAAUGGCAUGGUUGGCGAGCUGGUGUAUGGGAAAGCAGACAUAGCUGUAGCCCCCCUGACUAUCACACUAGUCCGUGAAGAGGUGAUCGACUUCUCCAAGCCUUUCAUGAGCCUGGGUAUUUCCAUCAUGAUUAAGAAGCCGCAGAAGUCCAAGCCAGGCGUCUUCUCUUUCCUGGACCCACUGGCCUAUGAGAUCUGGAUGUGCAUUGUCUUUGCCUACAUCGGCGUCAGCGUCGUGCUGUUUCUCGUUAGCCGCUUUAGCCCGUACGAGUGGCACACGGAAGAGUUUGAGGAUGGCCAGCUGGGGGCCAGCGAGUCCACUAACGAAUUUGGCAUCUUUAAUAGUCUCUGGUUUUCUUUGGGCGCUUUUAUGCAGCAGGGAUGCGAUAUUUCGCCAAGGUCUUUAUCUGGGCGUAUAGUUGGUGGUGUGUGGUGGUUCUUCACCCUCAUCAUCAUUUCGUCCUACACGGCUAACCUGGCUGCCUUUCUCACUGUGGAGAGGAUGGUGUCACCCAUUGAGAGUGCUGAGGAUCUUGCCAAGCAGACCGAGAUCGCCUAUGGAACCCUUGACGCAGGCUCAACCAAAGAGUUCUUCAGGAGGUCAAAGAUCGCUCUGUUCGACAAAAUGUGGCAGUACAUGAAGAGUGCCGAACCGUCUGUCUUUGUGAAGAGCACGGUGGAAGGCGUCUUGCGCGUGCGCAAGUCCAAAGGCAAAUACGCCUACCUGCUGGAGUCCACCAUGAACGAGUACAUAGAGCAGCGCAAGCCCUGCGACACCAUGAAGGUCGGCGGCAACCUGGACUCCAAGGGCUACGGCAUCGCUACACCCAAAGGAUCUGCUUUAAGAAACGCGGUAAACCUUGCAGUGCUAAAACUGAACGAGCAGGGGCUUCUGGAUAAAUUGAAAAACAAAUGGUGGUACGACAAAGGAGAGUGCGGCAGCGGAGGCGGGGAGUCAAAGGAGAAGACGAGUGCACUGAGCUUGAGCAAUGUGGCGGGGGUCUUCUACAUCCUGGUGGGCGGCCUGGGGCUGGCCAUGCUGGUCGCUCUGGUGGAGUUCUGCUACAAGUCGCGAGCCGAAGCCAAGCGCAUGAAGGUUGCCAAGACUCAGGCUCUAAAUCCCCCCUCUUCCUCGCAGAAUUCUCAGAAUUUUGCCACUUAUAAGGAAGGGUACAACGUGUAUGGGCUGGAGAGUGUUAAGAUCUAGUGGGAUGACGUUCACGGACGCCAUGCGCAGUAAGGCCAGGUUGUCUAUAACUGGCAGUACCGGGGAAAACGGUAGAGUGCUGACUCCAGACUUCUCUAAAGCCGUCCAUGCUGUGCCCUACAUGAGACCAGGCAUGGCAAUGCCUCUCAACAUGAGCGAGCUGUCCUGAGUGCCUUACACACACACACACACACACAGUUGUACACAUUUUCUUACAUAUAAACACAUGUUCUUGCAGACCCAGACUCAUACAUACAUACAUAAUAACCCAGCUAACUCACACUGAGUGACUGUACUUGUAUAGGCCCUAUUAUCAAAGACACAGACUCAUGAUUUCCAUAGAUGUCCAAACGAUCAAAAACAAGUAAAAAACACAUCUACGGUAAUGCUGAUGUCUGCUAGUGCCCUUAUUAGAUUAAGUACAUUAACUGCGAUUCACAUGAACAUUUUCUAGCUGUUCCAGAUUAAACAGGGACAUAUGAAGCUUGUAAAAGACAUUGUUUUAUUUGAAGCUUUAUUUGAAACAGAGAUUAACAUAUAUUUUACUUUGUAUGUAGCAGGCUUAAAGUGGUUUAAAGUGACUCUCAGUAAAGUUUAAAGUGGUUUAAAGUGACUCAGUAAAGAGCUGCUGCUGCAGUUUCCAUUUCGAACAACUGACUGAAACGCAGUUGUACAGCUCAUAUUCGCAUUCAGUGGCACAUCUAGGAUCAUAUUAAAUCAGAAAUCUAAACAUGAUCGAUUGAUUCCACUGUCACUUCCUAAUUAUGUCGGUGGUUAAUCUGAUACUUUAGGCCUUCAGUUCAGCUCCUGAAGUCCCAACCAAUGAGAGAGCUCACUUGGCUGUAUCUACCUAAUAGGAUCAUUUUUUGCUUGGGGUUUCAUGAAUAUAACCCAAUUAUUUCAAACCAAAAGAAUAUUGCUACAAUAUUUGCAGAGUUUAAAUACAACCAGCAUGAAAAAAACUAAAAAUUACAGACACACGUGUUUUUAUUUCACAGAAAUCAUUAGGCUUUCUUUGAAGGCUUAGAAGGCCCUACAAAUCCACAUCUACGAAUACACACAUAUCCACACUUACAAAUAAGCAAAAACGCAACGAUAUCCUAUCUAUACAAUAUACACAAGCACUCACACACACUCGCAAGACACUUGUACAUACACACAGAAAAAUGUACAGACACCUUAUGUACAUGUGGACAUUUUAACAUGAACUUUUACAUCGGUUUACACAUGCACGCUGUUGUACCACACAAACGAUCAGCACUACACGCUCGCAUACACCUCCGAUCUUCAGUUUUCACUGACAUUUUUUCCACACCCAAGCCGAGGACUCGUAAUCGUGCACUGAGGAGCAGCUCAACAUCUGUUUCCAUAGCAACAUGUUUUUGGAAUCUCUGAUUCCGAAGACCACAAAGCACACUUGAAUCAUCUGCAUCAAAUGUGAUGUUCUUUCAUUUUACUCGAACAGCGUGAAAAAUCAAAACAAAAAAUCUUUUUUGAAGUACUUUUUAUUUUCAA